Messenger RNA from Stomoxys calcitrans (stable fly), 448 nucleotides. RefSeq names its product cytochrome P450 4d8-like. Gene Ontology annotation, molecular function: heme binding; oxidoreductase activity, acting on paired donors, with incorporation or reduction of molecular oxygen; monooxygenase activity. The record is from RefSeq and is a predicted model, not a curated record. Bases 13 to 411 code for a protein of 132 amino acids. Lineage: Eukaryota; Metazoa; Arthropoda; Insecta; Diptera; Muscidae. The transcript is spliced from 2 exons.
CCUUGCAUAACAAUGAUAAACAUACAAUUAAAAAUCGUUCACAAUAAGAAAAAUAUAAAUUUUGAGAAAAUUACCUGUACCAGUAGAGACAAUCAAUGCAUUCCUAAAGGAACCAGCCUUCUAUUGGGUAUAAUGACAAUGCAAAAUGAUGCUGAAUAUUUUCCGGAACCCCACAGAUUUAUACCGGAAAGAAACGAGGUUCCCCAAAAUAACUUUGUUUUCGUUCCUUUCAGUGCUGGCCCGAGAAAUUGUAUUGGACAACGUUUUGCUAUGUUAGAAAUGAAAGCUUUCCUAGCUAGAACCAUGCAAUUCUAUGAACUAUUGCCUUUGGGCGAAGAUGUCGAACCAACCAUAAGCGUGGUAUUGAAAUCUAAAAAUGGAUGGCAAAUGGGAUUUAGAAAAAGGCACUAAAUUUACACAAUAAAAUGAUUUGAUUUCAAUUAACUAA